AUGGCUGCUCUUUGCACAUCCAAACGCCUGGCCGGUCCUCUUACACAAGCCGCCAACAUAUUCCACCUGCCAGGCGAGACAACCCGACGAUGCUUCUCGACGACGCCUUAUCACCGAGCCACCCUCGGCCUCGACCAGCUCGACCAAACGCGAGGAAAUCGUGAAAGAGUCGUGAUCCUGGGCUCAGGAUGGGCUGGCUACGUCCUCUCCCAACGCCUCUCCUCUCAAUACCAAACCCUCGUCAUCAGCCCCCGGAACUACUUCGUCUUCACGCCCCUCCUCAACUCCGCAGCAGUCGGCACGCUCGAGUUCCGCCUCGCCCUCGAACCCGUCCGUUCCCAUCGCACUCCGAAUAUCGAGUACAUGCAAGGCUGGGCGGAUACCCUCUCCGUCAACCGCAAGACCAUCACCAUCGAGGAAUCUGUCGUCGAUCAGCGCAAGGGCCGGAGUAGCACGGAUGCUGAUCCCUACCGCCAUAGCAGUCUCACGGCAUUGAAGCUCGAGAAGUUCGGGAAGCGGAGAGAGGGGAAGCGGUUUGAGGUUGGCUAUGAUAAGUUGGUCGUGGCCGUCGGGGCGUAUAGCCAGACCUUUGGCACGCCAGGGGUGAAGGAGAAUGCGUAUUUCAUGAAAGACGUCGGUGAUGCACGGAGGAUAAGGAAGAGGGUGUUGGAGUGUUUCGAGAUGGCGAGCUUGCCGACCACGCCCGAGAAGUUGCGGGAGCAAUUAUUGCGGUUCGCCAUCAUUGGUGGUGGGCCCACAGGGAUGGAGUUUGCCGCCGAACUGUCGGAUCUGGUGCAGGUGACGCUCGCGAAGGUGUAUCCGAGACUGGUACCCAUGGUCAGGAUUACGGUGCAUGACGUGGCGAGGAAGGUGCUAAAUAUGUUUGAUGAGAAGUUGGCGGCGUAUGCGAUGAGGACGUUUUCGAGACAGGGGGUUUCGAUUAAGACGGAAAGCAGUAUUUUGGAGCUGCGGUCGGGGCAGCCGAAGGGGAAUGGGGCUGGAAAGGGGGGAGGGUCGGGUGUGGAUGAGGAGUUGGCGGACGCGCAGGGGCUGUAUACGUUGGUUACGAAGGAGGGAGAGGAGGGGGUGGGGAUGUGCGUGUGGAGUACAGGCAACAUGAUCAAUCCCUUUGUGAAGAGUGCGCUGAGGAAGCAGAGACGGUUCCCGAAUUCUUCUGCGAUGGUGAGUGAAGGGAGAAAUCCUGGUGAGUUGCCGAGUCAUGACUGGAUGCUCGCGAGCCACCCGAAGACAGGAGGGCUGUUGGUCGACGACCAUCUGCGCAUGCAAUUACAUUCACAAACAACGACUUCGACCAAGGACGGCCAGGAGAAGCCUGCCACGAAGGCUGCCCUUACGGACGUCUACGCCCUCGGCGACAACGCAUCCGUCGACGGCAUGUUCCUACCCGCAACAGCGCAGACUGCCUCUCAACAAGCCGAAUACCUCGCCAAAUGCUUCAACGAAGAGGCGCGCGAGCGAAGCACGCCUGGCUUUUUGCAUUCUUCAAGUGGAGGGUAUGAGAUGGCGAACGUGCGAAGCGGGCUGGCACAAAGCACGAAUGGCGUUGUUCCAACAGCAGCCGCGAAGACAAAACCUUUCAAAUUCAAUAAUCUGGGCAUCAUGGCGUAUGUAGGGGAUAGUAAGGCGAUUGUCGAUAGUGGAGGCGAGAACACACCGGAUCUGAGCGGACGGGCGGCGUGGCUUGUUUGGAGAGGCGCGUAUAUGGUUAAGAGCAUUAGUUGGAGGAACAGGGUGCUGAUUCCUACGUACUGGUAA
This is a messenger RNA of Bacidia gigantensis, 1776 nucleotides long. RefSeq lists its product as uncharacterized. NCBI's taxonomy places the organism in Eukaryota, Fungi, Ascomycota, Lecanoromycetes, Lecanorales, Ramalinaceae. Gene Ontology annotation, molecular function: NADH dehydrogenase activity. The transcript has 2 exons. The record is from RefSeq and is a predicted model, not a curated record. Bases 1 to 1776 code for a protein of 591 amino acids.